UCGGUCACUGAUUCCAGUUUAAAACUUAAUUCAAUUAUUGCCCGUUUCCACGAAAAACUGUCGCUACCGUCUUGUUUACCAUUUUUUGAUCAGAUUAAGUUUUUAAAACUUUCUACGGACCGUCACUGCAUAUACAUUUUCGAUUUGCAUGGUUGGUAUGGUUGCAUAUCUUGCAUAUGUUUUUGUUUUCAAAAGAGCUGGAUCAUUUCUUUGUGACUUUUGUGUAUUUUGACGGUGUAAUACUGACGAAUUGUCAUGCCAGUUAAAACGUUUCAUUUAUCAUUGCAUUUUGUCCAUUCGAAACUCAUCCUAAUCGCAAAGCAAUACUGAGUACACUUUCGUUAUCUUAUCAAAACAAUACCCCCGACAACAUUCAAUUAUUCGUUUCAACAAGAUUUAAAGGCUUAGUACAUUACAUCGAAUCAGUCAGUCUGCUUGAAUUAGUUCCUGGGCAACAUGGACACUUAUCUUCCAUGCGAUGUAUGUGAGGUCACGAGUUUGGAGAACGUGUCGGCUUGGGAUUCCAUUUGUGUGAUUGAAUCAGAACCACCGAUUCUGUCCGGUAUUUUUGCGGAGCAUCGAUCGUUCGAUAAAGCUUUCGAUUCAGAGGUCACUUGCUUCAAAGAUCCGAAACUGAAUUUACGGAUUGUGAAUGCUCCGGUCGGUGUAUUGGACGAUUUUGACGAUGUACGAGUGUAUGCCCGUGCUAGUGGCAAGGCCAUUGCUCGAGCUAUUAAAGCUGGUGGAAAGUCGGUAAUUUUAGUACUGCCCGAGGCAAAAAAUACAUCUGGAAGAUAUCAAUAUUCCGCUUUGCAAAGUCUGUUGGGAGCACUACAUGAACUGUAUGUGCCGAUUCAAUUGCGAGAGGAUGUUCCUGCGCAAAAACAACGAAUCGAGAAAAUGGGUGUCUAUCAUAGUGAUGCAAAGUAUCUGAAGGAGAUUGUUACCAAGGCCACGCAAUUCGAAAAGGGAUUGUUUGCAGCCAGAGAUGUCGGUGGUGGCGAUCCUGAAAGAAUGGCUCCACCAAAGGUGCAAUCCUACGUGGACCGACUGUUCGCCAAAGCGUCAAACAUUAAAUUGACCGUCAUCAGCGAUCUGACUGUUUUCCAAAAAGAUUUUCCACUAUUCGAGGCGGUCAAUCGUGCCGCAUCUUCAGUGCCAAGACAUUGCGGUCGCAUCAUUUAUUUGGAAUAUACAGCUCCGAAGACAGCAAAGAAGACGGUCAUUUUGGUCGGCAAAGGUGUUACAUACGACACUGGCGGUGCUGACAUCAAGGCCGGUGGAAUUAUGGCUGGUAUGUCGCGCGAUAAGUGUGGAGCAGCAUUCGUUGGCGGUUUCAUGAAGUAUGUGAGUGACACGGCACCGCAACAUACGAAUGUCAUUGGUGUCAUGUGUAUGGUCCGAAAUUCGGUUGGCGAGGAGUGUUAUGUUAGCGAUGAAGUAAUUACGGCUCGGUCGGGUGUUAGAGUACGUGUUGGAAAUACAGACGCCGAAGGACGAAUGUGCAUGGCUGAUGCUUUGUGCCAGAUGAAGCAGCGCGCUCUGACAAUGCCGGAUCCUCAUUUGUUUACAAUUGCUACACUUACUGGUCAUGCAUUCUUGGCUGUGGGUCCUGGGUACACAAUCGUUAUGGACAAUGGACCAGCAAGAGAUCAGGGACAUGGCAAUGAAUUGAAGAAGAACGGCGAUUUGAUCGGUGAUCCAUUCGAAGUUUCGACUGUACAACGUGAGGAUUUCAGUCAUCAUCAAAGUAAAAUCAUCGGUGAAGAUGUGAUUCAAGCUAAUAAUCUUCCAUCGAGUCGAAAUCCUCGAGGACAUCAGACGCCGGCCGCCUUUAUCAUGCUCGCUUCUGGAUUAGAUAAACAUGGAACUAAUUCGUCCAAACCGUUGAAAUAUUCCCAUUUAGAUAUUGCCGGUUCGGCAGGCGAUUAUCCUGAGAUGGCAACCGGUGCGCCACUACUGGCUAUGGCUAAAACACAUUUGAUUUAAUUUCCAGCGGAGAAAACAUCGGCCAAAAAUGACCUAACUGUUUGGUGGUCAGUUCAACUUAUCAGGAAAUUUGUCGUUUUUAUCAAAUGCAUUUACGCAAGUCGAGUCGAGAUAUCAAAUUUAUUUUUUAUGUUUUUUUACGUAAUAAAAUUAUCGUACAAUCGGC
Bradysia coprophila is the source of this 2155-nucleotide messenger RNA. RefSeq names its product Dipeptidase B (gene Dip-B). Gene Ontology annotation, biological process: proteolysis. Gene Ontology annotation, cellular component: cytoplasm. Lineage: Eukaryota; Metazoa; Arthropoda; Insecta; Diptera; Sciaridae. Gene Ontology annotation, molecular function: manganese ion binding; metalloaminopeptidase activity. The record is from RefSeq and is a predicted model, not a curated record.